Molecule: messenger RNA, 3579 nt
Organism: Onychomys torridus (southern grasshopper mouse)
Lineage: Eukaryota; Metazoa; Chordata; Mammalia; Rodentia; Cricetidae
Gene: Arl5b
Product: ADP ribosylation factor like GTPase 5B
Exons: 6
Coding region: 238-777 (179 amino acids)
Biological process (GO): intracellular protein transport; vesicle-mediated transport; protein localization to Golgi membrane
Cellular component (GO): cytoplasm; trans-Golgi network
Molecular function (GO): GTPase activity; GTP binding
Source: RefSeq, a predicted model, not a curated record
GCCGGUUGAGGCUGUGCUGGGUAGGUGGGCGCAGACGGAGCGUCUACGGGUCGGGGCUGGGCUCAGCGCGCUGCGAACAAAGGAGUCUGCGGCGGUUCCCGGCUCCGCGGAGGACCAGAGCUUCGCGGGACUCCGAGGCUCCGCGGCUCCGGCUCGGCUUCACCUCGGCUCCACCGCGGGCGCCGCGGCACCUGCCGCCGAGUGCUGCCCAGGAGCCCGUCCCGCCCGGGGCUCGUGAUGGGGCUGAUCUUCGCUAAAUUGUGGAGCCUUUUCUGUAACCAAGAGCACAAAGUAAUCAUUGUGGGACUGGAUAAUGCCGGGAAAACCACAAUUCUGUAUCAGUUCUUAAUGAAUGAAGUAGUUCAUACUUCUCCAACCAUAGGAAGCAAUGUUGAAGAAAUAGUUGUGAAGAACACUCAUUUUCUUAUGUGGGAUAUUGGUGGUCAAGAGUCCUUGCGGUCAUCCUGGAACACCUAUUAUUCAAACACAGAGUUCAUCAUUCUUGUUGUCGAUAGCAUUGACAGGGAACGACUGGCUAUCACAAAAGAAGAAUUAUACAGAAUGUUGGCUCAUGAGGAUUUAAGGAAAGCUGCAGUUCUCAUCUUUGCAAAUAAACAGGAUAUGAAAGGGUGCAUGACGGCAGCUGAAAUCUCCAAAUACCUCACCCUUAGUUCAAUUAAGGACCACCCAUGGCACAUCCAGUCAUGCUGUGCACUAACAGGAGAAGGGUUAUGCCAAGGUCUAGAGUGGAUGACCUCCAGGAUUGGUGUGAGAUAAUUUUUUGCUUGAAAAAGACUUCUCUAUUUAUUCCGUGACAUGAACAUUUUUCCUAAUACCUUUGGCUGCUGAGGCAGCAGCAUGUUUAAUUUAUAACAACACAAACCUCUGAGCAACACUUGAAUCAAGUGCCGCUGUACUGGAACAUAAAGAUGUUUUCUUCCCUUUGUUUCAGAUGCACUAAUCUUCAGUCGGAUGAGCAUAAUGUGUAACUAACUAUGUUUGCAGCAACAGAACUCUUCUGACUGCCUAUUCUGAUUAUUCAGUGACUGCCUUGUAAACACUGUUUGUCAUAUAUUUCAUGUUAUCUGAAGUAUUGUUAUGUCCUUUACAUCCCAUUUCUUUCACUUCUUGGCCACUGCUCCCUUCUUCCCAGGUUCUUAGUGGUUUGACAGAGCAGUUGUAGGAAUGGUCAUGUACUACUUCUUCAGCGCUAAACAUUUGUUCUCUUCAAACCCUUUUUAUCUUUGGACAGAAUUAAUUACAAUGAUGAAAAUUACCUAGAAGCUGUGUGUGUGCGUGUGUGUGUGUGUGUGUGUGUGUGUAAAAGAGUGAACAUCAUGAAUACUUGCCUUUAAAUUUCCCUCACUUCAUUGCAUAUCAUAGUUUAAUUUUAAGUUGCUCUUUGCAUGGGAAUUAAGUAGUCCAUCUAUUUAUGUAAGGAACUAAAUUCACUUUUCUACCAACAAUAUUUGGUUAAAAACACUUGGUGAAGCAUGAAUUUGAAAGCCAGCUUCAAUGGGAAAUAUUACUAGCUCCAUUUGAUAGCUUAAGAUUUCCACUGUGUAUAUAACUGUCAGAAUUUAGUAAAACACACCAACAUGAAAUUAAGCUAGGACAUUUGGAAUAUGUUUUUCUAUCAGUUUGCUACCUGUUUUAUUGUCAACAAAAACUUCAGCUAUUUUGUCAGAGAUACCAUGCCUGCUUUGGGCAGCAGCCAAAGUGUAAACAAUCCUUUUUAUUUCUUGGGUUUGCAGUAGUAUCUGUCAGAGCAUCUUUAUCACCAGCAGUGUGUUACUGAAAGGCAAAAUAACAUGGCUUUUCUUUAAAUCUGGCUGAGGAUGAUGUGAAAGAGGCUUCAGACAAUCCCCCCCCUUUCCCCCUCACUUCCUCCCUUUGUAGGUAGACUUUGUGUCCUAAAAUCUUCUGGGGUACUGCUGAAUCUAACCCUAGCUUUUAGAAUAUUCCUAUAAGAAUCAAUGCUCAUAUUCGUUCUUGGUUGUUUUUUUUGUUUUGUUUUGUUUUGUUUUGAUACAUGAUUUCUCUAAAUAAUCCUUGGCCUGGAACUCACUAGGUUGACCAGGCUGUCAUAUACUUAGCAACACAAAUGCUUUUAUUGACUACAAAAAUGGAGGAAAAGGGCCUAAUGCAUCAGGCUUGCAGGGUGGUAUUAACGGUUCCCAAGGCAGUUGUCUGAGGUGAAAGUAAGAGUGACCCCUAAGGAAAAAGGGGACAAGUGUUGUCCUUACCCGUCUCUUUCACGUGUGUCAUUUGCUGUAUGAAAGGGAGAUAAUGUGUACUUAGGAACAGUUCCUCAUUUGCAGUAUUUUUUAUUUGGGGCAAAAUAAGUUUCAGUAUUUAUAAAUACCUGCUCAGAAUUGGUAUUUUAAUUUCAGGUGUUUUGUAUGUAAGUUUGCUCUCUUUUUCAGGUGUGCUCGUUUGUUUUAUUUAGUUAAUUUAGUUCAACUUGAUGAUACUUUUAUUUAGUGUUUGCACCCUUGAUCUGAGAAAGUGGCCAGAGGAAAAGUUUUCUGGGCUGUGGGAAAUGGUUUAAACUUUGAAUCUUUUUCUUAGUGAUUCUAUGCCAAGUAGAGGGUAAGUUUAAUUUUCUUGUGUGUUUUAUCAAAGGUGAGAGAGAAAAGCAGAUAUAAAUCAAUGUGGAUGGUGUUCGUUGGGUGGGGGGUGGGAACUAAGAAAAUACUAAUUACCUAAAGCACACUUUGCCUGAAUUUUACUUCGUUAUAUUGUUUACCAUAAAUAUAAAAAAAAUUCUCAUAAGUCUGUCUUGAGAUAAAACAUAUUUAAUGCCCCAAUAUUUCUUCUUAUGAAAUAAUUAUUUGUCUCCUUGUAUCUAAUAAGAUUGGCUGGUUCAAUUUUCUUCUGUCAGAUAAUAUGGUUAUUUUUAUAUUACCACAUCAGCAUUAUAUUAAAGUGUUUUUAAUAGUUGAUUAUAUUUUGUCAAACAGCUAUUAGUAUAGAUGCAGAUUUGCUAUUGAACUGUUAAAAGUACAGUUUAUUUUACUUCUACAUCCUUUUUUAAAAGCAAAUGAUUAGUUUGGAUUAGAAGCAAUGUCUGUUAGGCAUCUCAAUAUGAAAUCAGUAUUCAAGUAGACAUUGUGCCAUUGAUUGGGACAGGGUUCAUUAAAAAAUUAGGGGCUUUUGUCAGUCUUUUGGUUUACAGCAGCAAGAAACUAGUUAUCCUUUACUCCAAGAGAAUGUUUGGACCCAAACGAGUAUAUGAUGCUAAAGCAUUUGACUUGAAUGGUCACUGUCAAAUCAAACGGCCGUAAAAUAUUAUUUGAUGAAAAAAAUGUAAAAUUGUGAUGGUGCCUUUGUUGUUUUGAGCUGAGUUCUCAAUUUUUUACAUUGUUCUUUAGAGGUCACAUGAACAGCUGAUGAGAUGGAGGGGAGUGAUUUGUAUCUCACAUUCUCCUUUGUCUCCACAUGUUAUUUGGUAGAGUUUGUAGUAUACAGAAACCUCCCACACCUGCUUUAUACCUUCAGAAAAUAAUCUUUGUAUUUUUAAUUCAAAAAUGAAGAAAUUAAGCUUAUACAAAAUCUAUUCAAUAUGUUACAGCUAAA